GUCAAGAGGGGAAAGCCAGUCGAGUGUGCCCAUUGGUGAUAGGGAAGGUCUCGGUUGGGUUGAGGGUGAUGAUGCGCUGCUGCAUGCAUUCCUGCAACAGUCUGGGCACCUUGUACACCGACUUACACAGGUGAUUAUUGUCCAGGGGAGAGAGAGUGGCUGGAUAUGCUUGCCUGGAUGAGCAAGGGGUUACUCGUGAACUGCACAGGGGCAUUGAGCUCACGAAUACUUAAAGCAGGUUGAAAUCGUCGGUUAGAAAGGAACUUAGCGAAUAUGCCUCCCGUCGAGGCACGGCUGGACCCUACGCUGAUAGCCUCAACGUCGAUGUCCUGAUCGUGGGAGCAGGCUUUGGCGGCAUCUACUGCCUGUACGAAAUGCGGAAGCUGGGUCUCAAGACCGUCAUAUACGAGGCAGACGAUGAUGUCGGCGGCUCGCGACUACCUCUUCGACGCUGAAGCCAACCGCAUCGUGUACGAUUUCUGGUGCAAGAAGCUACCGCACUACUUCGGCGUCAAGCGGCCAUGUCUCGAAGAAACCUACUUUGAGCAGUUCAACCGCGAGAAUGUCGAGGUGGUGGAUAUCAAGGAUAAUCCCAUCGUGGCGUCACCGACACCGGCAUCAAACUGCAAGACGGCUCCGUAUACGAGGUCGACGUCGUCUGCGUCGCGACCGGAUUCGACGUUACCACUGGCGGAUGGCACGUACACCUACCUCGGCCUCACGGUCAGUGGGUACCCCUAUAUGUUUCAUCCGUAUGGACCACAAGGACCAACGCUGCUCAGUAACGGACCCACGACCGUGGAGGGUUCAGGCCGCUGGAUUGCGGACGCGGUCAAGCAGAUUGAGCGGCAGGGGAUCAAGUAUAUUGACCCUCUCCCCGAAUCAGCCCUCCACGUAUAUGGGUGGGAGCAUACCCGGGAAAGUGUUUGA
Aspergillus novofumigatus IBT 16806 is the source of this 930-nucleotide messenger RNA. RefSeq lists its product as uncharacterized. Lineage: Eukaryota; Fungi; Ascomycota; Eurotiomycetes; Eurotiales; Aspergillaceae. Bases 418 to 930 code for a protein of 170 amino acids. The transcript is spliced from 5 exons. The record is from RefSeq and is a predicted model, not a curated record.